AAGCAUCAUACGUAAUUACCGAAAAACCCCGAGCGGCCGAUUCCGAGAAAGUGGCGAGAAAAUCUUUUGACGGAGCGAGAAAAUGACGAAGAAAGCACCCAAGUCAGGGAUAUCGCGGCCUUCGUCUCCGUCGUGCAGCGGAGGCUCUGGUCGUAACGUAGAGUCGGCUGUGAAGUCAAGCGAAGAUGCAAGGAGGUCUACAAGACUCAGACUCCAGCCUUUGAGAAAGCCAAAGACAAGCCAGAAGAAGAAGAAGAAACCAGCUAAGCUUCACUCGAAGAUGCCCAAGAAACCUCCCACUGCUUUCUUCUAUUUCUUGGAGGAUUUCCGGAAGCAAUAUCAAGAGCAGAAUCCAGAGAUCAAGUCCAUGCGCGAGAUUGGGAAGACUUGCGGAGAGAAAUGGAAAACAAUGACAUACGAGGAAAAGGUAAAGUACUAUGACAUAGCCACUGAGAAGAGGGAAGAGUUUCAACGAGCAAUGACAGAAUAUACCAAGAGAAUGGAAUCAGGUGAAUAUGAUGAAUCAGAGACCGACUCAAAUUUUUCUGAAUAGACUAUUUUUUAUUUACCACAUUAGAAAACAAUGUUCUUAAGCCUUCUAGGAUGGGUUUGUAAAUCGGUGAUAUUUAGAAGUUUCUGUUUCCUUGAGAUCAUUCUUUCCUGAUACUCAUUCUUCUGUGUACUGCACUUGGAGAUCAAUAAAAGCUAACCAGUUUUUU
This is a messenger RNA of Eutrema salsugineum, 719 nucleotides long. RefSeq names its product high mobility group B protein 14. The transcript is spliced from 6 exons. Bases 83 to 553 code for a protein of 156 amino acids. The record is from RefSeq and is a predicted model, not a curated record. NCBI's taxonomy places the organism in Eukaryota, Viridiplantae, Streptophyta, Magnoliopsida, Brassicales, Brassicaceae.